GCGCGGAGCGGGCGGUGACGGCGGCGGAGGCAGCGGCUGGGCCCGGGCCCCGUGCGUCUGUCCGCGCCCGGUGGAUGUGAAUCGGCGGCGGCGGCGGCGGCGGCGGAGGAGUCGGUGGGCCGGCGCCCGGCCUGUGGGAGCGCGGAGGAUGAGGCCGCUGCCGGGCGCUCCUGGCGUGGCGGCGGCCGCCGCGUUGUUGCUGCUGCUGCUGCCCCGGGCUCGGUCUGACGAGCACGAACACACGUAUCAAGAUAAAGAAGAAGUUGUUUUAUGGAUGAAUACUGUUGGACCCUACCACAAUCGCCAAGAAACAUAUAAAUACUUUUCACUUCCAUUCUGUGUAGGGUCAAAAAAAAGUAUCAGUCAUUACCAUGAAACUUUGGGAGAAGCACUUCAAGGAGUUGAAUUAGAAUUUAGUGGCCUGGAUAUUAAAUUUAAAGAUGAUGUGAUGCCAGGUACUUAUUGUGAAAUUGACUUAGAUAAAGAAAAGAGAGAUGCAUUUGUGUAUGCUAUCAAGAAUCACUAUUGGUACCAGAUGUACAUAGAUGACUUACCAAUAUGGGGUAUUGUUGGUGAAGCAGAUGAAAAUGGGGAAGAUUACUAUCUUUGGACCUACAAAAAACUUGAAAUAGGCUUUAAUGGAAAUCGAAUUGUUGAUGUUAAUCUAACCAGUGAAGGAAAGGUCAAAUUGGUUCCAAAUACUAAAAUACAGAUGUCAUAUUCAGUAAAAUGGAAAAAAUCAGAUGUAAAAUUUGAAGAUCGAUUCGACAAAUAUCUUGAUCCAUCCUUUUUUCAACAUAGGAUUCACUGGUUUUCAAUUUUCAAUUCCUUCAUGAUGGUGAUCUUCUUAGUGGGUUUAGUUUCAAUGAUUUUAAUGAGAACUUUAAGAAAAGAUUAUGCUCGAUACAGUAAAGAAGAAGAAAUGGAUGACAUGGACAGAGACCUAGGAGAUGAAUAUGGAUGGAAGCAAGUGCAUGGAGAUGUGUUUAGACCGUCAAGUCACCCUCUGAUAUUUUCUUCUCUCAUUGGUUCUGGAUGUCAGAUAUUUGCUGUGUCUCUCAUUGUUAUUAUUGUUGCCAUGAUAGAGGAUUUAUAUACAGAGAGGGGAUCAAUGCUCAGUACAGCCAUAUUUGUCUAUGCUGCUACAUCUCCGGUGAACGGGUAUUUUGGAGGAAGUCUGUAUGCUAGACAAGGAGGAAGGAGAUGGAUAAAGCAGAUGUUCAUUGGGGCAUUCCUCAUUCCCGCUAUGGUGUGUGGCACUGCCUUCUUCAUCAACUUCAUAGCCAUUUAUUACCAUGCCUCUAGAGCCAUUCCUUUUGGAACAAUGGUGGCCGUUUGUUGCAUCUGUUUUUUUGUUAUUCUUCCUCUAAAUCUUGUUGGUACAAUACUUGGCCGGAAUCUGUCAGGUCAGCCCAACUUCCCUUGUCGUGUCAAUGCUGUGCCUCGUCCUAUCCCGGAGAAAAAAUGGUUUAUGGAGCCUGCGGUUAUUGUUUGCCUGGGAGGAAUUUUACCCUUUGGCUCAAUCUUUAUUGAAAUGUAUUUCAUCUUCACAUCUUUCUGGGCAUAUAAGAUCUACUAUGUCUACGGCUUCAUGAUGCUGGUGCUGGUCAUCCUGUGCAUAGUGACCGUCUGUGUGACCAUCGUGUGCACAUACUUCUUGCUAAAUGCAGAGGAUUAUAGGUGGCAAUGGACAAGUUUUCUCUCUGCUGCAUCAACUGCAAUCUAUGUUUACAUGUAUUCCUUUUACUACUAUUUUUUCAAAACAAAGAUGUAUGGCUUAUUUCAAACAUCAUUUUACUUUGGAUAUAUGGCGGUAUUUAGCACAGCCUUGGGGAUAAUGUGUGGAGCAAUCGGUUACAUGGGAACAAGUGCCUUUGUUCGAAAAAUCUAUACUAAUGUGAAAAUUGACUAGACACCUGAGACAGCCUGGAACUUCGGAUCAGUUUCUCUUUCAUGAGGGUGGAACUUGCACAGAAAAGAAGAAUAAGCGCAAGAAGAGAUUUGGGCUGAACACUGGGUACUUCGUGGGUCUCUUUCAUGGAUGGCUUAAAGUAACAUCUAUUUCCAUUGAUCCUAGGUUCUUACUGACUGCUUUCUCCAACUGUUCACAGCAAAUGCUUGGAUUUUAUGCAGUAGGCAUUACAGUACAUGGCUAAUCUUCCCCAAACUAGCUCAUUAAAAAUGAAAUAGACCAGCUCUCUUCAGUGAAGAGGACAAAUAGUUUAUUUAAAGCAUUUGUUUCAAUAAAAGAACUAGAGGGAAACGUGGAUGCUAAAAUUCCAUGAGUAGAAAUCUUCCUGGCACUUGGUGUUUCUAUGUUAUUGAAAAAUGAUGUUCCAGAAAGAUUAUUUUUUCUCUUAUUUUUACUGCCAUUGUUGAUCUAUUGUGGGACAUUUUUAUAUACUGAACCUGGGUUCUUUCUGACCUGCUGUUGUUCGUCCCUUCACUCAAUUGCAUCUUUUUUUUUUUUUUUUAAACAAAAUUAAAAACUAUUAAAUUCUGCAUGGAAUAUAUCUGCUGUCAUCUUAAUCUUAGUUGGAUCAACCUCAUUUAUUUAUCUUAAAAUUAACUAGUUAUAUCUCAGUUCCAUCCAAAGAAAAUACAGUAUGAAAAUAGAGGUGUAUUCUCUAUAAUGCAAUUUACUGUACAGUUAGAAAGCAAAGUGUUAAAUGGAGAAAAUACUUGUUUUUAUUAAACAUUUGGAGAUUUAGAUAAAUUACAUUUUAACUGAAUGUCUAAAGUGAUUAUCUUUCCCUCCCUCUCCCUAAGUUAGUCUUACAUCUUUUUUGGGGGGUUUCAAUGAAGGCUUUACAUAAGAAAUUAUUAAAAAAAUAAGGGGGGCAUAAGUGUAUAUACCAUUAAUAAUGUCAUGUAGGUGUAGGUUCGUGGACGCAUUUGGAUGUACAGAUGACUGGAAGACUUCUUUGGGAUGAUGAUUGCUGUAGAAAUGUGUGGGUUUGGGUGGCUUUUUACAUCUUGCCUACCAUUGCAUGAAACAUUGGGGUUUCUUCAAAAUGUGUGUGUCAUACUUCUUUUGGGAGGGGGUUGUUUUCUUCUUUUAUGAAACUCCUACUGGAGCUAAAUUUGUAAUUUAGAAACAUUUAAUUUUGUUAAUCCUGUCUGGGACAUUUAAGUAACAUCUAAAGCAUUAUUGCUUUAAAUGUUCAAAUAAAAUUUCCUGACCAAA
This is a messenger RNA of Peromyscus leucopus (white-footed mouse), 3187 nucleotides long. It is a transcript of the gene Tm9sf3, whose product is annotated as transmembrane 9 superfamily member 3. Gene Ontology annotation, biological process: protein localization to membrane. Lineage: Eukaryota; Metazoa; Chordata; Mammalia; Rodentia; Cricetidae. Gene Ontology annotation, cellular component: membrane. The transcript has 15 exons. The record is from RefSeq and is a predicted model, not a curated record. Bases 149 to 1912 code for a protein of 587 amino acids.